AUGACCAAACUCCCGUUGGAGAUAAGGCGAAUCAUCUAUGAAAAAGCACUGGGCGAGGUGCCAAUACAUCUUUCACUUGUCAACGGCCAGUUGAACGCCCGGCGGUGCGCUACUCGAGGUUGUGCCUGCUACCUUCAGUCCCUUUCAGUUAAACACAGACUUCACGCUGCACUUUCGCUGUUGAGGACAUGUCGCCGCAUUUACUCAGAAGCUAUCGAAUAUCUGUACAGUUCGAACAAAUUCUUCAUUUCUACGGAUAUGGAAGACUACCCUACUAUGGGCUACUUGCCGUAUUUCAUCCAACCCCAACGGAUGAAUCAAAUUACCAACCUCCGCAUUGAUUGGGACCUCGAUCGCCACGGGUUCUUUCAAGUCGAUCUCAUGCCUCAAGCGCAUCGGGAUGAGUGGAAUAGGACGUGGGAUGUGCUGGGUAGGAUGAGUGGUCUCCGGACGCUACACAUACGGCUCUUCUUCUUUCUGGAUCUCUGGCUGCAAUGCUACGGCGACUUUUGGGAGCAGAAUGGGAAAGCACUCCUUGAACCCAUCACGAAAAUGACUGCACCAAAAGACUUUGUCGUCACUCUUCCAGAUUGGAGGUGUUCUACGGAUCUCGAUGUUGGAAAAUCCAGAUGCGUCUUCCAGCUGCCAGAACGGAGUGAGGAUAGCGCUCCAUAA
Bipolaris victoriae FI3 is the source of this 675-nucleotide messenger RNA. RefSeq lists its product as hypothetical. The record is from RefSeq and is a predicted model, not a curated record. The transcript has 2 exons. Lineage: Eukaryota; Fungi; Ascomycota; Dothideomycetes; Pleosporales; Pleosporaceae. Bases 1 to 675 code for a protein of 224 amino acids.